AUGUUUCCUAAAAUUAUUCACUUCUUUUGCCUCUUGCUUUCUCCCCUCAUUCUUCACUCUACGUUAUCAUCGUCCAUUUCUUCACGUGUGUAUAUAGUGUACUUGGGGCACAACCAUUUGAAUGACGAUGCAACUUUGACCUCCAAAUACCAUCUUCGUCUACUCUCAAAAGUGUUUGCAAGUGAAGAAGAUGGUAAAAGAGCCAUGUUGUAUAGCUACAAGAAAAGUUUUUCAGGGUUUUCAGCAAAGCUUAAUGCAAGCCAAGCAAUUGCAUUAUCAAAGAUGGAAGACGUGAUAUCUGUGUUUGAGAGUAGAACAAUGAAACUCCAUACAACAAGAAGUUGGGAUUUCUUGGGACUUCCCAUUCCCUCCUAUACUAAUAAUAGGAGUACAUUAUUUCCGCUUCGUCUUCCUAGCUAUGGCGAUCAUGAUGUUGUUGUUGGCAUAUUUGAUUCAGGUGUGUGGCCGGAAUCGAAAAGUUUUGACGAAAAUGAAGGAAUAGGGAGAAUUCCAUGCAAUUGGAAAGGAAAAUGUGUUAAAGGGUACAGAUUCAAUCCAGCAUCAGCUUGCAAUCGCAAGCUAAUCGGUGCUCGGUAUUACCUUAAUGGCUUUGAAGCCCAAUAUGGAGCACUAAACACCACUGCCGACAACCCCGAGUUUCGAUCCCCUCGAGACUUCUUAGGUCAUGGGACUCACACUGCUUCCACCGCGGUGGGUGCCGUUGUGCACAAUGUUGCCUUCCCUACAUCUUCAUUGCUAGCCAAAGGGACUGCUCGAGGGGGUGCUCCCUGGGCCAGGCUGGCAGUGUACAAGGUGUGUUGGGGGAAGAACUAUGAAGGUAAGUGCACCGAUGCGGAUGUCAUGGCCGCUUUUGACGAUGCUUUGCACGACGGGGUGGACGUGAUCUCUGCAUCUUUUGGAGAGACGCCACCGUUGACUCCGUUGUUCGAGUCAGCUUCUGCUAUUGGUUCAUUCCAUGCGAUGCAGCGGGGAGUGAGUGUGGUGUUCUCAGCCGGGAAUGAUGGACCCCAUCCUUCCCUUGUUCAAAAUGUGUCUCCUUGGAGUAUUUGUGUAGCUGCUUCUACUAUGGAUCGUACCUUCCCCACUCCAAUAUUUAUCCUCAACCACUUCUCCAUCAUGGGGGAGAGCUUGAUCACAACAAAUAUAAUAAACGUAAAGUUGGCAGAUGCAAUCAACUAUUUCAAUGAUGGAAUUUGCGAGAGAAAAAAUAUAAGAAAAGGUGGAAAAUCAGGUAAAGGGAAAGUGGUGGUAUGUUUCUCCACAGUUGGUCAAGUUUCCAUAGCAACUGCUCAAGAAGCACUGAAAGCCAUAAAUGCAUCAGCUUUGAUAUUUGGUGCACCUCCCACUACUGAGCUCCCAGAUUUAGAUCUAAUCCCCACCGUUCGUAUUGACAUUGAUCAAGCUACUCAAAUUCGAAACCUCCUUGCUGAAUUACCCAGACUGCCUAUGGUCGAGAUCGGAGUUGCGAGAAGUGUGAUCGGGAAAUCUGUAGCUCCUACUGUGGCUUACUUUUCGUCUAGAGGACCAAGCUCUAUUUUACCUGACAUUCUCAAGCCAGAUAUAAGUGCACCAGGAGUGAACAUAUUGGCAGCAUGGCCUCCAGAAACAGCACCAACGGUGAGGCCAAGUGGAAAGUUUAAUGAAGAAGAAGAAGGUGUAAAAUGGAAUUUCCAAUCAGGAACCUCAAUGUCAUGUCCACACAUUUCUGGGGUUGUUGCUCUUAUCAAAUCUGUCCAUCCCAAUUGGUCUCCUGCAGCGAUUAGAUCUGCCAUUAUCACCACAGCCACAAAGGUAGACACGAGUGGGAAUACCAUCCUAGCAGGCGGAUCCAUGAAAGCAUCAGACCCAUUCGACAUUGGUGCAGGCCAAGUCAAUCCCAUAAUGGCAAUAAAUCCAGGACUUAUCUAUGACAUAACAACAAAUGAUUACAUUACUUUCCUAUGCAAUAUUGGCUACACUGACCAACAAAUCAACAAUUUAAUUCUCAACCCUUCUCCUCAUUUUUGUUGUCGUCAGUCCACUGCUACCAUUGCAAACUUUAAUUAUCCGUCAAUUACACUCGCCAAUCUUCGCUCCACCACCACAAUUAGAAGAAUUGUCCGCAAUGUAUCACUCAACAAGAACGCUAUUUACUUUCUUAGGGUUCUUCCUCCCUAUGGAGUUCGAGUACAGGUUUGGCCAAGGGUUCUCUUUUUCUCUUGCUUUAGGCAACAAAUUUCAUACUAUGUUACUAUAACUCCGCUUAGGAAAUCUCGAGGAAGAUAUGGUUUUGGGGAGAUUCAAUGGUUUAAUCGCUUCCAUACUGUUACAAGUCCUCUCGUUGUACGUCUUGCUACUUACCUUGUACAUACCAAUUAG
Messenger RNA from Cucumis melo (muskmelon), 2379 nucleotides. RefSeq names its product subtilisin-like protease SBT3.18. Bases 1 to 2379 code for a protein of 792 amino acids. Lineage: Eukaryota; Viridiplantae; Streptophyta; Magnoliopsida; Cucurbitales; Cucurbitaceae. The transcript has 10 exons. Gene Ontology annotation, molecular function: serine-type endopeptidase activity. Gene Ontology annotation, biological process: proteolysis. The record is from RefSeq and is a predicted model, not a curated record.